Messenger RNA from Plasmopara halstedii, 246 nucleotides. RefSeq lists its product as uncharacterized. The record is from RefSeq and is a predicted model, not a curated record. Bases 1 to 246 code for a protein of 81 amino acids. The transcript has 2 exons. NCBI's taxonomy places the organism in Eukaryota, Oomycota, Peronosporomycetes, Peronosporales, Peronosporaceae.
AUGCCAAAUUCAAAAUCAAUGUCAAAUGGCGCUGAUGUGCGGCAGAAGAAACCUCAAUAUGGCCACAAGACAAGGCAUCAUGUGUGCCGGUCAAAUCAGAAAUACCCUGGUGGUGACAAAGAGCGCAGCAGUUCAAGAUCAUUUCUUACAGAUUUCUGGAACUGGAUUGCCCCGCGUCUAUUUGAAUAUGACAUAAUCCGGAUCCUUCCGACUGUAUUAUUCGAGACGAUCCGGCGUCAUGCCUAA